This is a messenger RNA of Anopheles stephensi (Asian malaria mosquito), 1797 nucleotides long. Its product is annotated as probable cytochrome P450 6a14. NCBI's taxonomy places the organism in Eukaryota, Metazoa, Arthropoda, Insecta, Diptera, Culicidae. The transcript is spliced from 2 exons. The coding region runs from base 161 to 1663 and encodes 500 amino acids. Gene Ontology annotation, molecular function: iron ion binding; oxidoreductase activity, acting on paired donors, with incorporation or reduction of molecular oxygen; heme binding. The record is from RefSeq and is a predicted model, not a curated record.
CCAAUGAUUGGUUGAGUGUCUAGUAGUCGUGUGACAACGCUCAACGGGAUCGGACGGUAGACUGUGUCAACGUGGUUGAAGUGAUGUCGUAAAAAAAGAACGGGAAAAGGGGAGCGAUAAUUAGAUUUCCGGUUAUUGUGGUGGAGCUACACGCAACAGUAUGGAGCCGUUGGACAUUUUGAUCUCGCUUGUGAUGCUAUGUUUCGGGGUGUAUCUGUUAAUUGACAAGCGGUUCCAGUACUGGACCGAUCGUAACGUACCACAAUCGAAGCCGGAGCUAGUGUUUGGGAAUGUGCGUGAGGUGAGCCGUACGAUUCAUCUGGCGGACAAGUUCCGGGAGAUUUACAACGAACUGAAGGGACGGCAUCCGCUGGUGGGAGUCUAUCUGUUCUUUAAGCCCGUAGCACUGGUCACCGAUCUGGAGCUGCUAAAGUGUGUGUUUGUGAAGGACUUCCAGUACUUCCACGAUCGGGGUACGUACUACAAUGAGAAGCAUGACCCACUUACCGCUCAUCUGUUCAACAUUGAGGGUCAGAAGUGGAAAAACCUUCGGAACAAACUCUCGCCAACGUUCACGUCCGGCAAGAUGAAGAUGAUGUUCUCGACGAUCAUCGCUGCUGGGAAACAGUUUAAGGACUUUAUGGAGGAAACGGUUCACGAACAGGCAGACUUCGAGCUGAAGGAUGUGUUGGCUCGCUUCACAACGGAUGUGAUCGGGAUGUGUGCGUUCGGUAUCGAGUGUAACAGUAUGCGUGACCCGGACGCGGAGUUCCGUGUGAUGGGCAGGAAAAUCUUUUCUCGCCCAAGAGGAAAAGUGAAGAGUAUGGUGAUCAACUCGAUGCCGCGACUUGCAAAGUUGAUCGGAUUGCGUACACUAGAUCCGGAGGUGUCCGAUUUCUUCAUGAAGGCGGUGCGUGACACCAUCAAGUACCGGGUGGAGAACAAUGUGCAGCGAAACGAUUUUAUGGACAUUCUUAUCCGGAUGCGCAGUGAUAAGGACACAAAGUCGGACGACGGAACGCUAACGCUGAACGAAAUCGCUGCCCAAGCGUUUGUGUUCUUCCUGGCCGGGUUUGAGACAUCGUCAACGCUGUUGACGUUUACGCUGUACGAGCUGGCAUUGAAUCAAGAGAUACAAGAUAAAGGUAGACGUUGCGUGAAGGAGGUACUCGAGCGGCACAAUGGGGAGCUGACGUAUGACGCCGUGAUGGAGAUGCACUAUUUAGACCAGAUACUGAAAGAGAGCCUUCGAAAGUAUCCACCAGUUCCGGUUCAUUUCCGAGAGACUUCUAAGGAGUAUCAGGUGCCCGGUACGAAGACGGUUCUCGCUGCUGGUACCUCCGUCAUGGUGCCCGUCUACGCAAUACACCGUGAUCCGGAACACUUCCCCGAUCCGGAACGGUUCGACCCAGAUCGGUUCACAACGGAACAGGAGGCGAAGCGUCAUCCGUACGCUUGGACACCGUUCGGUGAGGGUCCUCGGAUUUGUGUGGGACUUCGGUUUGGGAUGAUGCAGGCAAGGAUUGGACUUGCCUACUUGCUGACCGGGUUCCGGUUUAUGCCGAGCGCCAAAACAAUCGUGCCAAUGAAGCUGGACAUCAAGAGUUUCAUCCUGUCACCGCAAGGUGGUUUGUGGUUGAAGGUGGAAAAGUUGAGCUCAUAAAGUUUAGACGAAAUGUGAAGACUUCGCUGAGUGAAAUGUUGCAUUAGUUGUUAGUAUUGCCUGUAGUAUUAAUUCAGAAUAGCUCUAAGGAACGAUCUGCAUAAUUAAUAAUAAAAGUAUUAGAAUCGAACGUA